AGAGAGAGUUUCCUGCGGACCACACACGUCACGAGUGGGAAGCGCAGCAGGGAGCGAAGAAACACAACAGAGAGAGAGAAAGGAGGAGGAAGGAGGACAUGAUGACAUGUCAGUCAGCUCCGCGGGGACCGCAGCGACACCGAGCCCGUUUUAGGCUUCUCCUGGUCCAGUUUUAGUCCAGUUUUAGUCCAGUCUUAGUCCAGUCUUAGUCCAGUCUUAGUCCAGUUUCGGACCCGUUUCCGCGCUGUGUCGGGCAGCCGCGCCCGCUCUAACUGUGUGGCGCGCGGCGGCGGCGGAGGAUCGCGGCGCGAGGCACAGCGCGAGGCGAGGCGAGGCGCGGCGCGCGCCCCGCUCCGUCGUUACAUUGUGACACAUUUGGUUCCGAGGAAGAGUCUGGAAACGCGGCGCCGAUCGGCACGUGCGUCGAGUGUCCUCACACGCUCCGGCGCCGGUGUGUGUGUGUGUGUGUGUGUGUGUGUGUCCGUCCGUCCCGUGUCCAGCUACUUACUUUGUUUAAACGGGACUUUCUGAGCGCUGGAAUCGGACUGUUGUUCGAGCUCCACGUGCCGGCGGCGGAGAUCCAGAGGACCGACAAAGCAGAGACUGAGCAGCGUCAACACCUGUCGCACCCGUCGCACCCGUCGCACCUGUCGCACCCGUCACGCUGCGGCUGCGCUGCUCCGGACCGCCGUUCACCGGAACCUCGAGUUAGAGUAACGCCUGCGCUCUUCUUGGGACACUUGGCCAAGUGGACGGAGCGCCCGGUCCAGCGUCACCUGUCCUCGCGCACCCGGCCAGAGUGUCAGCGCGGGCGAACCCGGCAAAGAUGUGCGACACCACCGCUCCGCCAAGAGCCCUGGAGGACACGGACCUGGCGGCCCUGCGGGACCCAGCGGGGAUCUUCGAGCUCGUCGAGGUCGUGGGGAACGGCACCUACGGCCAGGUGUACAAGGGCCGCCACGUGAAAACCGGACAGCUGGCCGCCAUCAAGGUCAUGGAUGUGACCGAGGAGGAGGAGGAGGAGAUCAAGGCGGAGAUCAACAUGCUCAAGAAGUACAGUCAUCACCGUAACAUCGCCACCUACUACGGUGCCUUCGUGAAGAAGAGCCCCCCGGGACACGACGACCAGCUCUGGCUGGUGAUGGAGUUCUGUGGCGCCGGUUCGGUCACCGACCUGGUGAAGAACACCAAGGGGAACUGCCUGAAGGAGGACUGGAUCGCCUACAUCUGCAGGGAGAUCCUGCGGGGUCUGUCUCAUCUCCAUGCCCACAAGGUCAUUCACAGGGACAUCAAGGGUCAGAACGUGCUGCUGACGGAGAAUGCAGAGGUUAAGUUAGUGGAUUUUGGGGUCAGCGCCCAGCUGGACCGCACCGUGGGCCGGAGGAACACCUUCAUCGGCACUCCCUACUGGAUGGCGCCCGAGGUCAUCGCCUGUGACGAGAAUCCCGACUCGACCUACGACUACCGGAGCGACAUCUGGUCCCUGGGCAUCACGGCCCUGGAGAUGGCGGAGGGGGCGCCGCCGCUGUGCGACAUGCAUCCCAUGAGAGCCCUGUUCCUCAUCCCACGCAACCCGCCACCCAAACUCAAGUCCAAGAAAUGGUCCAAGAAGUUUGUGGACUUCAUCGAGGGCUGCCUGGUGAAGACGUACGCGAGCCGACCGUCCACGGAGCAGCUGCUGAAACACUCGUUCAUCCGGGAGCAGCCGACCGAGAGGCAGGUGCGCAUCCAGCUGAAGGACCACAUCGACCGCACGCGCAAGAAGAGGGGCGAGAAGGAGGAGACCGAGUACGAGUACAGCGGCAGCGAGGACGAGGACGAGAACCGCCGGGGAGACGAGCGCGAGUCCAGCUCCAUCCUGAACGUGCCGGGCGAAUCGACGCUCAGGAGGGACUUCCUGCGCCUGCAGAAGGAGAACAAGGAGCGCUCGGAGGCCCAGAAGCGACAACACGCCCAACUGGCCGCCCAGCGCCGCGACCCCGAGGAGCACAAGCGCCAGCUGCUGCACGACCGGCAGAAGCGCAUCGAGGAGCAGAAGGAGCAGCGGCGCCGCCUGGAGGAGCAACAGAGGAAGGAGCGGGACAAGGGUCCCCGUCGCAGGCUGGACGACCUGCGCAAGGACGAAGACAGGAGGAUGGCCGAGCGGGAGCAGGAGUUCAUCAGACACAAGUUAGAGGAAGAACAGCGGCAGCUGGAGGUUCUGCAGCAGCAGCUGCUCCAGGAGCAGGCUCUGCUCAUGGUAACCUACCCACAAUCCUCAGCAGCAUUGCCACACGAGGAGUACAAGCGCAAGCAGCUGGAGGAGCAGCGGCAGUCGGAGCGCCUGCAGAGGCAGCUGCAGCAGGAACACGCUUUCCUCAUGUCUCUGCAGCAGCAGCAGCAGCAGCAGCAGCAGCAGCAGCCGGACAGGAAGUCCCAGCUGUACCACUACGGCAAGAACCUGGAGCCCGGCAACAAGCCCGGUUGGGCGCGCGAGGUGGAAGAGCGCGGUAAGGCGAAGAGACAGGGCUCGCCCAACAUGUGCGCCACCGUGUCCGACACCGCCAUCCGGUCUCGGGCCGAAUCCGCCGGCCGAUCGGGCGCGCCGCAGGGCGCCCGGACCCCGCCCAUGCGAAGGGCUGCCGAACCCCAGGGACAGGGCAAGUGCCAGAUGGCGCACCUGGUUCCCCUGAAGCCGUACGGGGCUCCCGUCCCGCGCUCCCAGUCGCUCUGCGACCAGCCCACUAAGAACAUGUCUGCCUUCCCCACCCAGGACCCCGCCCCCGGCCCCUCCCCCCGCUCCGCCCCCCACAGGGAGCUGGUGCGCCAGAACUCCGACCCCACCUCAGAGAUCCCUGCUCCCUAUUCCCGGCCGCUGACGGACGACCGCGGGCCCUGGAUCCGCCUGCAAGAGUUGGAACAGCCACCUAAGGUGCCCCAGAGGACGACCUCCGUGGCGGCGGCCCUGAGCAGCAACCUGCUGACCGGCAUGAGGCACCCCGCGAGGGCCAGUAACCCGGACCUGAGCCGAAAUGACCGCUGGGACCGGGCCGAGAGCGUGGGCUUGGAGUCCAACCUUCCGCAGACCGGCUCUCUGGAGAGGCAUCGCAUCCCGGCCUCCUCCAAGAUGGACUCGUCCCCGGUCCUGCCGCCAGACAGACACCACAAGGCGGGCGAGUCGAGGACCGCAUCCCGGCCCGGUCGCCCAGCGAGCUAUAAGAGAGCUAUAGGAGAGGACCGCGGGGCGUAUGCGAAGGACCGCGCUGAGGAGACCCCCCGGCCGCCCUCUAAAGCCAUGGACUACUCGUCUUCCUCGGAGAGCAGCGAGAGCAGCGAGGAGAGCGAGAGCGGAGAGGGAGUCGAGGAGGAGAGUCCCACAGAGCGCGUUCGCGAUGGUGAUUCUGACUCCGUCAGUACCAUGGUGGUCCAUGACAUCGAGGGCGAAGAGGACGCUCAGGCAGGGGGUUAUGGUGACCAGAUGAUGCCAGCGCAGAGAACCCCAGAGAAGAGGAGUCAGAAUGGAUACACCAACCUCCCAGACGUGGUGCAGCCUUCGCACUCCCCCACGGAGACGCAGCCCUUUGACUAUCAGUCCAGGGGACUGGUCAAGGCGUCCGGCAAGUCUUCGUUCACCACCUUCGUGGACCUUGGCAUGUACCAGUCCCAGGAGGGCGUGGGCGAUUCCAUCUCGGUGUCGGGCUUCAGCUGCAGGUUCGAUCAGCUGAAGCUGGAAGCUCGCAAGGGUUCCGUGGUGAAUGUGAACCCAGCCAACGCUCGGCCCCACAGCGACACCCCCGAGAUUCGCAAGUACAAGAAGAGGUUCAACUCGGAGAUCCUGUGUGCGGCGCUGUGGGGCGUGAACCUGCUGGUCGGGACGGAGAACGGACUGAAGCUGCUGGACCGUAGCGGCCAGGGAAAGGUGUACCCCCUCAUCAACUCGCGCCGCUUCCAGCAGAUGGAUGUGCUGGAGGGCCUCAACCUGCUCACUACCAUCUCAGGUAAGAAGAACAAGGUUCGCGUUUACUAUCUGUCCUGGCUGAGGAACAAGAUCCUGCACAACGACCCUGAGGUCGAGAAGAAACAGGGCUGGACCACUGUGGGUGAAAUGGAGGGCUGCGUGCACUACAAAGUGGUAAAAUACGAAAGAAUCAAGUUCCUGGUGAUUGCGCUGAAGAAUGCCGUGGAGGUCUACGCCUGGGCUCCGAAGCCCUAUCACAAGUUCAUGGCUUUCAAGUCCUUCGCUGACCUGCCGCACAAACCUCUGCUGGUUGAUCUGACAGUGGAGGAGGGUCAAAGACUAAAGGUCAUCUAUGGAUCUUGUGCUGGAUUUCACGCUAUUGACGUCGACUCUGGAAACAACUAUGACAUCUACAUCCCGGUGCAUAUCCAGAGCCAGGUGACGCCUCAUGCCAUCGUCUUCCUGCCCAACUCCGACGGCAUGGAGAUGCUGGUGUGCUAUGAAGACGAGGGAGUCUACGUCAACACCUACGGGCGAAUCAUCAAGGAUGUGGUGCUGCAGUGGGGAGAGAUGCCCACCUCCGUGGCCUACAUCUGCUCAAAUCAGAUCAUGGGCUGGGGCGAGAAGGCCAUCGAGAUCCGUGCCGUAGAGACGGGCCACCUGGACGGCGUCUUCAUGCACAAGAGGGCACAAAGGCUCAAAUUCCUGUGUGAGAGGAAUGACAAGGUGUUCUUUGCCUCGGUGCGUUCGGGCGGCAGCAGUCAGGUGUACUUCAUGACCCUCAACAGGAACUGCAUCAUGAACUGGUGAUGCAGCCACCGUGUGUCCGCCACCUGUCCGUGUGUCCGCCACCCGUCCGUCAUCCCGCGCAUCCUCCCACCCGUCUGUUCGUCCCCGUGACUCGGUACCGGUUCGCUGUGCCCUCUGAACGCGCCGGCCUCCAGGGACCGGCAGACCCCCGGCAGCCACACGGGGGGGCGUGCGCAGGAUGUCGUUCCGCACAGCAACGAGCUGAUGUGUCGGUGAAGCGGCCUACAGGACGGAAAGGUGCUGCUGGUGGCUCCGUCUCACCGGGGCUCUGAGUGCCAGCGCCAGUGCCAGCUGAGAACUGCGCUUUACGAGUCGCUGCCAAUUUAAACUUGUUCUCUUCCAGAAGCAAAGUGGCCUUUUUUACAACUACAAAUCAUAUUUAUACAUUGUUGCCUGCGGUCGGUUUUAGAGCAGGAAGAACGGCUGUGCUGUACUGUGCUGUGCUGUUGGUUGGGAGUAGAGAGUGUGGGCUCUGCCGUCAUUACGGGACGUUACGGGUUCCGCCUUCCGCCCUCUCGUUUUACCGACAACGCGCGGCACGGCGCUCGCUCGGACUCCCCGGCACCGGCAGCUCGGUCGCUUUGGUGUCGUGCCGCAGGAAAGCCGACACGGCAGAUCGACUGACCCUCGCGGCGACCGUCUGAGGCUACGGGACGCGGUGGCGCGAGAUGCCGGAACGACGCUGGAAGCGAUGAGCGGAAAAGAAGCCGCACGGUCGGGUCAGCCGGACCGGUCGAGUGCCGAAAAAGUCUCGGGAGACCACGGUGACGCACGCCGAGAGUCGGCUCAGGGUCCCGAUCCGCUCCCCACACGUGCGACGUACGCAGUUACGCCAGCUGCUGCUCGCAAGCGUGACGGAGCCACCCCCUCUCCUCCCGGCGCACCGCUGCUCGUCUCCAUCCCCUCGCCGGCCCGAGCGGCGUCCGCAGGUCCGCCGUCGCACAGGCGCGCCGGUCCGGCGGCGGAGGCGCCGCCCUUUGCGGGCCGAGGCGGAAAGUGACGAGAGAGGAGAACCGCCGGCGGGCUCCCGUGUUGCGAGCAGAUUUGCGAGCGGCGAAGGACGGCGAUGCGCGACGAAAGGCCCGCAGAGCGAAAGAGAAGAAAAAGGGCGAAGGAACGGGAAGGCUGAAGAAAAGCGUGAAACGCAGCGUCUUUCUCGUGUCGACUGUCGGAGUGGAGCGCGCGCGAGCUUGUGUUUCUGGGGAAAAAGAGAGCGAGUGACACGUACAUCUAGUCGCCGGACGAGCGGAGAGCCGCUCUCGUGGCCGAAUUCCACUUCGGUUUAUUUUCGCAGAGCUCUUCUCACACAGCGACACGGAGCGCUGAACAAAGGCUUAAUAAGACAAAGACACAAAUCGGACAGUUGACUGGAUACUAGAGUAACACGGUGUCCGUGCAGGUAUUAAAGCUAUAAGUAUGUUUACUGGUCACGGAGGAAAGGAACAAAAAACUCCCGACUGAGGGUCAAGAGGGAAAAAAAAAAAACUCUGGAGGUCCAAGUGCCAGUGCCCCCCCUCAUCCUCUAGGUUAAAAAAGACCUCGAAGUGAGUUUAUGACUAAUAAUAAGUAACUUUGUAGAUGGGCGUUAACUUGAUGUUCCAGUUCACAUCCUUUGCACUCUGUCCCUCCGUUUAAUUUUCAUUCAUUCGCUCCUGGAACAAGCGGUUCGCAAGGAAAUCGGCUCUGGGGUGGAGCUCGUGACGCUGAGGUUCGUUCGAACCCGCGACUUUGAGGGGUGAUGAGAGGGAAAAGAAAGGAGAGCGCCGGGCCCGAUUCGCACCCUCCGCUGUCCAUUGUCCCUGUCCGCUCUCUGUCCCAUCCCGUCAUCCGUCCGCGUUCUCCGUUCGCUGUCCUCCUGCUGCGAGCGACACCUCGAGGUGGACUUUCAGGGCUCGGCGUGUGUGUGUGUGUGUGUGUGUGUUUGUGUGUGUGUGUGUGUGUGUGUGUCACACCACACCAGCAUGCAGAAUCUAACAGCGUGUGACGAGACGAGCGUGGAAGGAGGAGCUAAUGUGGCAUCGGCAGACGUCCGCACCGCGUUCUGCUCCCCAGGGCUCCUCCCGUUGCUCCUGAGGCCCUCAGUGAGGGUCUUUCCCUUCAGUCGUACAGCAAUAACUGCGAUCGCCGGAAAAGGACGCGACGAGGGAGAGUAAGAAAAGAGGAAUUCCACAGAAGGACCUGCUGUCAGCAAAGGGCGUCGGAAGGAAUAAGAGUGACAACGGCGAACGCUUCCUGUCUCUUCCUGGGACCCUGUUCUUGAACAUUCCGUACACGAAAGACCAGAGAGCUUUAUUUUCAAAACUUGCUGCAUGCGCUUGCGUGUGGCCCCGAGUCGUCGUCACGUUGGGGGGCGUGCGUGCGUGCGUGAGGGCGACGGCGUCCCCGGGCCGAGGAGUCACGCUGGCUUCUGUCUGUCCCCAGCUGACAACCCCGGGAGCAGCGGCGCCCCCGGUGGUCCUGGCAGGAGGGGCGUCGUGAGGACCGGGACCGUGCGGCCGGGACGUGACGCUGCGGUUUGCAGAGCGGUGAACUGCGUGAUCUCAGUUUGUGUGCGCGUGUGUGUGUGUGUGUGUGUAUAGAUGGCUGUAGUUCACAUAAAACACUAUACAGUAUAUAUAUAUAUAUAUAUAUAUAUUGAUUAUUUCCUAUGUAUCGAUUUACAGUAUAACAUUUACAAAGAUAUUUAUGUCUCUUUAUUCUCAUUUUCCCAUCACACAUUAACUGGUGUCGAAAGCCACAAAGUGACUCUUAAUACAUCGCGACUCUGCUUGGUUUCUAAAUCUCUUGAAAUCUCUCAUCUUGUUCUUUUCUUGUUCUGCUGUGAAGAGUACUUAGAGUGCAUAUUCUGCAAUUCCGCUUUACUAUGUUUUUGAAAUAUUUUUAGGCUGAACUUGCCGUGUUUUCGUUCGCAGAGCAACUUGGAGGAUUGUGUCGAAUAUUUUGAGUCACUUUAGAUUUUGUUCAAUAAACUUGCUUUAAAACUCAUUAAGCGGAAACAAUAAAAACGUGCAGAAGUCA
Molecule: messenger RNA, 7765 nt
Organism: Scleropages formosus (Asian bonytongue)
Lineage: Eukaryota; Metazoa; Chordata; Actinopteri; Osteoglossiformes; Osteoglossidae
Product: misshapen-like kinase 1
Exons: 33
Coding region: 827-4747 (1306 amino acids)
Biological process (GO): protein phosphorylation
Cellular component (GO): cytosol
Molecular function (GO): ATP binding; protein kinase activity
Source: RefSeq, a predicted model, not a curated record